AUGGAAAAACCGUGGCAUUUGGUAAAGUUUUGGCUGGAACCGAAGUUGUCUCCCGCAUCGCCUUCAAUAAAUCAAACACGAAGGGUUCCAAGGCUUGCGUCAUCACCGACUGUGGAGAAGUUAUCUGAAAGGUUUUAUCAUAGAUUUUCAAAUUUUUUGGUUUAUUAUUAUUUCUUUCUUUUUGUUCCGAUAAGUCCAUAUAUGAAAUUUGUCCAGUUUUUAUGA
Caenorhabditis elegans is the source of this 225-nucleotide messenger RNA. RefSeq names its product Ovule protein (gene C01F6.14). The record is from RefSeq and is marked reviewed. The transcript has a single exon. Lineage: Eukaryota; Metazoa; Nematoda; Chromadorea; Rhabditida; Rhabditidae. Bases 1 to 225 code for a protein of 74 amino acids.